This is a messenger RNA of Miscanthus lutarioriparius, 390 nucleotides long. Lineage: Eukaryota; Viridiplantae; Streptophyta; Magnoliopsida; Poales; Poaceae. The record is from the annotation of a GenBank genome assembly.
AUGGCUAGGCUCGCGCUGGCUCUGCUCCUGCUGCUGGCCGUGGCGGCGUCUUCCGCGUCGGCCGCCGCGGGGAGCCACCUGGACCUGGACCUGGACCUGGGCUUCCUCUCCUCCUCCUCCGGGGGCGGCGCGGGCCGCCGGAGGGAGUGCCGCGGCACGGUGGCCGAGUGCCUGGCCGAGGAGUCCGAGGAGGAGGGCCUGGACCUGGUCUCCUCCGCCGAGUCCCACCGCCGCGCGCUGUACGGCGGCGGGUACAUCAGCUACGGCGCGCUGCGGCGGGACAACGUGCCCUGCUCCCGCCGCGGCGCCAGCUACUACAACUGCCGCCCCGGCGGCCAGGCCAACCCCUACCACCGCGGCUGCUCCCGCAUCACCCGCUGCCGCGGCUGA